AAGUAUUGUGUGUCUUUCUCAUCUCGCGAUACGUUCUACCUACCUUCAACUUGGCUACGCAUAAGCAAGCAAAAGUCUGCCACUUAAGUCACCCUACUCUUGAGACAUGGGUGAAGUGCUCACACAGGGGGCAAUUGAAGCCCUGUUAAAAGGAUUUCCGAUGAGCAACCCUGUGCUGCAGCUUCUGAACCUCCGUCAGGUCAGUAACAGCUCUAGUCCACCCAGGUUCCGGCUCUUAAUGAGUGAUGGUCGGCACUCUUAUGCUUCCUUCCUGCUGGCCACACAGUUAAACAAUCUACAUGAAGAGAACCUCCUGGUACCUAACUGUGUGUGUAUGGUGAAGAAGACAAUCAUCAACACAUUGUCAGAUGGCAGGCAUGUGGUGGUUGUGAUGGACAUGGAGAUAUUGCAGUCGGCCGAGGAAACUGGAGGGAAGAUUGGAAAUCCCACGCCUUAUAAUGCAGUUGACCAGAUGUCAUCUCCACAGAAUUUGGCCUCAAGUACCUCCGUCCCGGCUGCUGCAGUACCUGGACCCUCCUAUAAGAACAGCAGCACCCUUUCUCCUCCCAGAGGUUUUACGGGAAAGUCACCCAUGAAGGCUUCACCAAUAGCUUCACCCAUGAAGGCUUCACCAGUAGCUUCACCCAUUAAGGCUUCACCCAUGGAGGUUUCCCCAAAGAUGUUUUCACCUAUGAAGGGUUCACCAAUGGCUUCACCCAUGAAGUUUUCCCCAAAGACGCUUUCACCCAUGAAGGCUUCACCAAUGGCUUCACCCAUGAAGGCUUCACCCAUGAAGUUUUCCCCAAAGACGUUUUCACCCAUGAAGGCUACCAGCACUUCUCCUGGUUCUUCAACAACAGUGAUUCCUAUAGCAAGCCUCAACCCCUACCAAAGCAAAUGGACUGUCAGAGCCCGAGUCACCAACAAGUCCAGUAUCCGCACCUGGAGUAACUCUAGAGGAGAGGGCAAGCUUUUCUCCUUCGAGAUAGUAGAUGAGAGUGGAGAAAUCAGGAUUACAGCCUUCAACGACGAAGUGGACAAGUUUUUCUCUCUAGUGGAGCAAGGCAAGGUGUACUACAUAACCAAGGCUACGCUGAAAGUGGCCAAGAAACAGUUCAGCACACUGAAGAACGACUAUGAGAUGACCCUCCACGCUAAUUCAUCCAUCACACCAUGUGAUGACAAUCAGGGCAUCCCUGCAGUGCACUAUGACUUUGUGCCCAUCGCAGAGCUGGAGAACCGAGACAAGGACGCCAUUAUUGAUGUGAUUGGAGUGUGUACGAGUGCUGAGGAUGUAUCCCGUAUCACCACUAAGAACAGCAGAGAAGUUUCCAAGAGGGCCCUCAACCUAAUAGACACAACUAGCAAAGUAGUGACAGUCACACUUUGGGGAGAGGAGGCUGAGAAGUUUGAUGGUUCUCUGGAGCCUGUGGUCGCCAUCAAAGGAGCUCGCUUAUCUGAUUUUGGGGGCAUAUCUCUCUCCGCUUUGUUCGGUUCAACAGUCAUGGUCAACCCAGACAUACCGGAGGCCUUUAGUCUGCGGGCCUGGUAUGACUACGGAGGAUAUGCACUCGACAGCCAAUCCCUGACAGAGACGAGGUCAGUGGGGAGCGGAGCAAAGACGAACUGGAAAACACUGAGCGACAUUAAGAAUGAACAGUUGGGUCAAGCAGAGAAGACGGACUAUUUCAGCUGCGUGGCAACAGUGCUAUACACUCGUAAGGAGAAUUGUCUAUACCAGGCCUGUCCAUCUGCAGACUGCAACAAGAAGGUCAUUGACCAACAAAACGGACUGUACCGCUGCGAUAAGUGUAACCGAGAGUUCCCUAACUUUAAAUACAGACUCAUACUUUCUGCCAACUUAGCAGACUUCGGGGAUAACCAGUGGGUGACAUGCUUUCAGGAGACAGCUGAGGUCCUGUUUGGUCACAGUACAGAAACACUGGGACAGCUCAGAGACACAGACGAGGCUGCAUUCAAUGAAGUUUUUCAGAAAACCAACUUCACAACUCACAUCUUUACAAACAAAGUCAAGCUGGAGACUUACAACGAUGAGUGUCGAUUAAAGGUAACGGUAAUGGAAGUCCAGCCAGUCGACCACAGGGAGUACAGCAGGAGACUCCUUAGUAACAUCCGUAAAUUGGCCAGAUGAACUCUGUCCCAGUCAUCCAAACGCCUGCCUGGUGAUUAAACGUGUCUUCCACUGGUGCCCGACUUUUUCCAUCAGCGAGAUAGCAGCAUAUCCGACUGAGGCAGCAGAGGGGCGGCCAGUGAUUCGUCUAAUAAAUUGUCGCUGAACAAAAGGCUGAUAUUUAGUAGUUCACUUCCUUGAACAGGCCAUUUGUGAAACACUGGAAACGGAAUGGAAAUGACCUUUACCUUUUAGUUUAAUGACAUUUCAACAGAGCUUUUACUAUUUGAUUACCCAUAACCAGUUUGUUGAGACCUGCUUACAUUUAUAUUAUGUUUCAUGUAUCAUACAUGCUAAGAUCACAGCGUUUUAUCUUAUACGUUAUAUAUCGUAAUAUAUAUUCACACACAAAUGUUUAUCUCUUUGGUUUUAAAUCCGUUUCGGUGUGUAAAUUGAGGGGGGACGUCGUCCGAUUUUAUUUAACUUUCUUUGUUUUAUUUCAAAAAUGAAAGCAUGUCAAAAU
Molecule: messenger RNA, 2654 nt
Organism: Etheostoma cragini (Arkansas darter)
Lineage: Eukaryota; Metazoa; Chordata; Actinopteri; Perciformes; Percidae
Product: replication protein A 70 kDa DNA-binding subunit-like
Exons: 17
Coding region: 107-2152 (681 amino acids)
Biological process (GO): double-strand break repair via homologous recombination; DNA replication; telomere maintenance via telomerase
Cellular component (GO): nucleus; DNA replication factor A complex
Molecular function (GO): damaged DNA binding; single-stranded telomeric DNA binding
Source: RefSeq, a predicted model, not a curated record